Molecule: messenger RNA, 2205 nt
Organism: Hirsutella rhossiliensis
Lineage: Eukaryota; Fungi; Ascomycota; Sordariomycetes; Hypocreales; Ophiocordycipitaceae
Product: rap1 myb domain-containing protein
Exons: 3
Coding region: 1-2205 (734 amino acids)
Biological process (GO): telomere maintenance via telomere lengthening; regulation of DNA-templated transcription
Cellular component (GO): shelterin complex
Molecular function (GO): telomeric repeat DNA binding
Source: RefSeq, a predicted model, not a curated record
AUGGCGGCUUCUGGCGUCACAUACGACGGCGUGCCCAGCGCACAAGGCGGCAACAUUUUCAAAGACAUCAAGUUUUGGGUCUCUCAUAGAGUCCCCCAGAGACCCGCCAUUCUCGGCCAUAUCACGAGCAAUGGAGGCGUCAUCAAGCCACUGGAAAAGGACGCCGACAUGCUCAUAGCCGACUGCGCGAGAAAGGACGCCCCUGCCGACUCGUACUCGUGGAAAUUCAUUACCGAUUCCAUCGCCAAAGGCAUCAUCCAGUUAGAGGAUCGUUAUUGCAUCGGGGUCAAUCGAAGCGAGCCAAGGCCAGCAAGGCCAGGACGCUCGACAAAGUCAACAAGAACGCCAUUUACGCUUGCAGAUGACGUUUCCCUGGCCAGAUGGGUGCUCUCAUUCAGCGGCAAUCGUACGGGAAACGCAAUCUACCUGGAGUUUGAGGGAAAGAACUCUCGGCACACGUGGCAGUCGUGGAGGAACAGGUAUAUGAAGGCCCUGAUGCCCAGAGGAGAGGACAGUCUACGGAAACUGGCAAACCAAGAGCUGCCCGCGGGUGACCCAGAAGAGUCCAGAAAUGCGCCCCGGGCCAACCAGGGACCGAGCAGAGUCGGAAAACCCAGUGUCAAAAGUCGCCAAGACCGAACACCCGGCCCUGCAGCUCCUAGAGCCUUCCUCUCCUCACCUGCACAGGCUGCUACAAGAACCCCGAGAACCGCCUCUCCCAUCGGGAAGGAGAAGGUUCCGCCUGACAACCAAGCACCUCCGCCCGCGAGUCCCGAGACUCGAGAAGACGAUGGCUCUUUUGUUGAAAUCCAGUCAUUUUACGACAACUUGCACAUGUUUCGCGAAGAAAACAACUUGGAAACCCAAGACGAACAUAAGAUUGGACGCAAGAUCGUCGGCCUCUGGGAACUUAGCGCGGCAGCCCUCAAGCAAGACGUGCCUCGUGUCUCACUGGAUGAUGUGGAUUGGUCCCUGGUCGCAAAGGACUUGGGUUAUGAUCCUGACCUGGAACAUGAAGUACCUUUCGAGCUGCGGCAGUGCUUCGAGGCCAACCUCGCGGAAUUCUGCGAAGCAAUGGAAAGCUUCGACGGGGAUGCCGACGAGUCUGACCAGGUAUCCGAGUUGGCUUCCCCGCGGCAAGCACACCGAGGACUCGGGAAUGACUUGCAAUCUUCGCCUCUUGCGCAGGUCGUUGGCAGGAAGCGGUCGCUGGAUUCUGGGCCGUCUUCAUCCGGACGUACCACCAAACGAAGACGAGGCCCCAGCCGCGAUGUCGAGAUCCCUGCAACUCCAGAGGACAAGGUUGGAUUCACGGACCGUCGAAAAUCCUUGCAGACACAGUCGCCGAGCAUUCGAAGGAAUAUCGUGGCAACCGUGGAACAAGCUCGAGGCGCCGGAGCAUCCCGUCGAGUGCCAUCGCGACCGAGCGCGCAGCAUGCAGACGAGCGCGCAAUGUCGACCGAGCGUGGCGCGGGUUUUGAAAGUCAAGCUCGACCAUCGGCAGAUUCGGAGGCGCCGCAGGACCAGGACGACAUGACGCCCUCACAGCAGCUGCAUUUCGAGGAGUUUGACUCAAGCCCAAUCCCUCUGCACAUGGCGAACGGACGCAGCGACGCCGCAUUGGAACCAGCAAUGGGGACUCCUCGUCCUCGGCACACGGCAAACGCUGCUGCCUUGACUGCUGGACCGCAGGCAAACACAAAGGCUUCGAGACGAUCCCUGCCAGCAUCUUUCGGUGCGCCCGCAAGCCGAGCUCUCGGGAGACCUGCCGACGAAUCUGCAGGACCUCAUCGACAAUUCCAGGCACCGCCAGCGGCCGAAAGUCGGAAUCCCCCAAGAGAAGGACCCAAGAGAAGCCGAAUAACAGAGCACGUUGAAUAUUAUGAGUCCCUCGGUUACUCGAACCACAUUGUCGUCGAAGCCCUGAAGCGCACGUCGAUGACACCAGGCGGGCUCGCUCCUUUGGUGAUGCAGAGCCUCAAGGAUGGCCAGGGCGUGCCGACUCACCACCAAGGCGUCUGGACCGACCGAGAUGAUAAAGGCCUGCGGAUGGUGGACAAUGUCAAUGUCAAGGACGUGGUUUCGACGCCCAGGGAGUCGAGGAAGGCGAGCAAGGAGCUUGCGCGGCUGACCCAGAAGCACGGCCUGGAGGGCAUUCAACUCCGGCGGCUGUUUUUGGAGGCAGAUACGGCCGGUGAAGACUGA